UGUGCAAAAGGGAAAGGCGAGUCAACCGCUCGGAGACCCUCUUCCAGGGAGGGCGACCUCAGCAGGGACUGGCAGCUGGCAGGGAACCUGGAAGGUGAGGCAAAGGGACCUUUGGACCUAGAUUUGCUCCCAAAGCAGAAGGAAGAAAGGCCCUGGAAGGCAUCGUGGCUGUUUUGUGGCACCUGCUGCUCUUUUCAGAGGCAAGGAGUGAGCUGCGAUGAAUGCUAUAGUGGUCCUCUGCCAUUUCUGUGAGCUGCAUGGCCCGCGUACCCUCUUCUGCACGGAAGUCCUGCACGCCCCCCUUCCGCAGGGCACAGGGAAUGGGGAUAGCCCCGGGCAGAGCGAGCAGCCAGAAGAGGAGGAAGGGGGCAUUCAAAUGAGUAGCCGGAUUCGGUCACACAGCCCAGCGGAGGGUGCCAGUGCAGACUCAAGCAGCCCGGGACCAAAGAAGUCAGAUAUGUGUGAGGGGUGCCGUUCUCUUCCAGCGGGGCACCCGGGCUAUGUUAGCCAUGACAAAGAGACCUCCAUCAAAUACGUCAGUCACCAGCACCCAAACCAUCCACAGCUCUUCAGCAUCGUACGCCAGGCCUGUGUACGCAGCCUCAGCUGUGAGGUGUGUCCAGGCCGCGAAGGCCCCAUCUUCUUUGGCGACGAGCAGCAUGGCUUUGUGUUCAGCCACACUUUUUUCAUCAAAGACAGCCUGGCCCGAGGCUUCCAACGUUGGUACAGUAUCAUCACCGUAAUGAUGGACCGCAUCUACCUCAUCAAUUCCUGGCCAUUCCUUCUGGGCAAGAUCCGAGGGAUCAUUGAUGAACUGCAGGGCAAAGCGCUGAAGGUUUUUGAAGCGGAGCAGUAUGGCUGUCCGCAGCGGGCCCAGCGCAUGAAUACAGCCUUCACUCCUUUUCUGCACCAGAGGAACGGCAACGCAGCUCGUUCACUCACCUCACUGACCAACGAUGAAAACCUGUGGGCUUGUCUCCAUACUUCCUUCGCAUGGCUCCUAAAGGCUUGCGGAAGCCGUCUCACGGAGAAACUGCUGGAGGGUGCCCCUACCGAGGACACACUUGUUCAGAUGGAAAAGCUAGCAGAUCUUGAGGAAGAAUCUGAAGGCUGGGAUAUUUCUGAGGAGGAAGACGGGAAACCUUCCAGCCAGGCAGGAAUUGGGGAAGGCUGCAGACUGAUCAAGAGCCCAACCGAUUCUUCUCUGAUGUUGGAUUGUGGUAGCUGGAACGGAGCAGCUAGGAACCAGUCUGUUUUCCGGUCCCUCCGGCACUUGAGACAGGUGCUGGGGGCAUCAGCUUUUCACAUGCUGGCAUGGCACGUGCUCAUGGGGAAUCAAGUCAUCUGGAAAGCACGGGAUCUAGAUCUUGUCCAGUCUGCGUUUGAUGUUCUACGGACCAUGCUUCCCGUUGGUUGUGUUCGGAUCAUCCUCUACAGUGACAAAUAUGAGGAAGCUUAUCGGUGUAACUUCCUAGGGCUCAGUCCUCAAGUACCAGUCCCACCACAUAUUCUAUCAUCCGAAUUUGCUGUCCUCGUGGAUGUCCGCACUGCCACCCGUUCCAGCCUGUACCCUGUGUUGUUUGAUGACGAGCAGCCACUUAGCAAGUAUGAAUUUGUGGUCACCAGUGGGAGCCCUGUGGGGACGGACAGAGUUGGCCCCACCAUCUUGAACAAGAUUGAAGCUGCUCUGAUGAAUCAGAAUCUUUCGGUGGAUGUUGUGGACCAAUGCCUCAUCUGCCUGAAGGAGGAGUGGAUGAAUAAAGUGAAGGUCCUUUUCAAGUUCACCAAAGUGGACAGCAGGCCUAAGGAAGACACCCAAAAGCUACUGAGCAUUUUGGGAGCUGCAGAGGAGGACAAUGUGAAGCUGCUGAAGUUCUGGAUGACAGGCCUGAGCAAGACGUACAAAUCUCACCUCAUGUCAACCGUUCGCAGUCCAACAUCAUCGUCCUUGGAGUCUCGAAAUUAGCUUGGAGUUCCCUGGCAGUUCUUGGGAAUCCUUCACUUUGGCUUUCCCUGUGCUCCAGGUCUGAGGACUGAUGCAAGGAAUAAUGAGAUUCCUCUGGCUUUGGCAUAUCCAUGGAGAGUUACAGUUUACUACUAUAUACUACUGUACACACAGAUGCCUUAAUGUCCUCUGUGCUGGUUUCCAGGAAUUCAGGCGCACUCGUUCUCCCUACUUAUGGGGAUGUCUCCAUGCCUGUUGGCCAGAAAAUACAAUGAUGUCUUGGAGCAUGCAUUUCUGACCAAUAUUCAAAGCUGGGAAUGGUAAAUUUGGCUGCCUCUCAGGGCUUUUUCUAGGUGAUAACUGAGGGCACAUUGAGGCUUCUGGCCUUCUCUGACACGAUGCUUGGCAAGUGAGAAGCACUUACUUGUUUUCAGAUUGGUAGAGGUCUCCUUUACCGGCAUUGCUGUAUGUUCUUAAUAUUUGUGUGUUAAGGAGAGCCCCUCUGUUAAUUUUACAAUUGUGAACAACUUGCAGAUUUGUCUAGGGAUGGGUUAAUGAAAUUUAGAAAAUGUUGUUCAUGGCAAUAGAUUUCCUAGUCUCCAUGCAGCCAAAAGCAAAACAAGAGGCUGUUUUUUUGUAUCGAGGACAGCUUGGGCUGGUAGACGUGCACUGUGAUUGGGCUGUUUUUUUGUAUAAUCUGCUGGAUAUAUGGACUCAAAACAGCCCUUGUCCUGGAAAGAGAAACUUAAUUUUCAUAUUUGGAGGGAAUUUGCUUGUAAUGCCAUGAACUUUAUAUUCUCGUGAAAGGCAGUGAAAACUUCAAGUUGCAUCCCUCACUCCUCCUCUAGAUAUGUAGAUUUGGUGCUUUCAAGAAAAUCAAAACUGUUUUUAAUGAUAAGAUCUUUUUUCAGUAUCAAGUGGACAAGAAGCAACACUACAAGUACAUUACAUACUGAUAUCUGGUAUUUAUGUAACAGCCAACAUCUGGUCAGACAGUUGUUUGUUCAGCUAUAAGAGAAAUGUUAGGUUUGAGGUUACAAAAGUGAGAAAUUCUUUUACUCCUGUGUGUUCUGGAGUAGGGGGAGAGUAAAAUCUGACUUCAUUUGGACUUUGAAUUGUGUCUUUUGAUGUUUAUGCUACAGACAAAGGUGAGUGGGGGCUGCAUGUUGGUCUGUCUCAAUUUGGCAAUUGCUAUUUAAGAUGCCUUCAUUAGUAUUUGCUGCUGCAAACAUUGUGGGCAAAUGUGUCCCUAGAAUGGACAGGAUGGCAUAGCAUAGUAAAAAGUGAUGAAAUGGGAUUUCCAGAUAUCAGAACAUUAUGCUUUGGGACUGGCUCUAAGAACCUUUUUAUCCCCAUGUUGUCCAUUUUUUUUUAUAUUUGCUAGUUGUAUAGUACUUUGCCAUUUCUUUUGCUGGGGACAUUCCCCUCCCUCAUCCUGAAAAAUGUUUAUGUUGAAAUUUAAAAUGGGAGAAAUGAAGAUGAUUUUUAAAAACUUGACAUAUUUAGCUGUUUGUACAGUGAUCUCUGUAAACUGUUAACAUUAUCUCAGCCUGUGUGGUUUAAAUAUUUUUUAAAAAAUAGCCGUGGCAUGUUUCCUAUGCAAGAAAAAUUCCCUAAGAAGUUUUACUAGAGGAUGGAUUUACUAGAUUUAUAUUGAUUUUGUUGAUGUUGUCAUUUUAAUUUAUAAGCUACAUUCAGUUUGUAGACUGUGAAACCAAAUAAAACAGUCAUUUUUGUCCCAGCAGGGAAGCCUGGUUUUUAAUAUCUUGAGGCAUACACUUCUACAGUGUGUGUGUAUACAAGCGCACACAUGUAUUAGUUUAAGGACUACUAGCCGCUCAUUGCUGCCUCAAAUGCAUGGUCUUUAGCCAGGUAAUAAUCUUCUGAGCAGAUUUUGUUUUUAUUGCAGUGAAAUUAUAUGUAUUUUCCAAACAUACUUUUCUGAUAAUACACACUGAGUUAAUAAAUUACAUAAGAUUCAUCUGUACGAUA
This is a messenger RNA of Eublepharis macularius, 3937 nucleotides long. It is a transcript of the gene FLCN, whose product is annotated as folliculin. Gene Ontology annotation, biological process: negative regulation of transcription by RNA polymerase II; positive regulation of TORC1 signaling; positive regulation of transforming growth factor beta receptor signaling pathway. Lineage: Eukaryota; Metazoa; Chordata; Lepidosauria; Squamata; Eublepharidae. Gene Ontology annotation, molecular function: GTPase activator activity. The transcript has 12 exons. The record is from RefSeq and is a predicted model, not a curated record. The coding region runs from base 218 to 1966 and encodes 582 amino acids. Gene Ontology annotation, cellular component: cytosol.